AUGCUUCUCCUUAGGAAUGCACCCUUUAGGCUAGUUCCUGAUUCAGUCAAUUCACACAAGCUAAAAGCACAACAGACUUGCAACCGUGGUGCAAACUUCAGGGAUUUGAGAGGGGUACGGGUUCGUGAGGACAACAAAGUUGAAUGGGACACAGAUAUACCGAGGGUGUAUCUAUCUUCUGGGAAACCAUUGGUGCCUGAUUAUGCAAUGACUUUUGUCAAUGGAAGUUCAUCAAAACCAUUUGCUCGAUUAUGGUGGGAUGAGAUAGUGCCUACAGUGGUUACUAGAGCGGAGCCCCACAACCAGGCAAUAUUGCAUCCUCAGCAAAACAGAGUCCUAUCAAUUCGGGAAAAUGCAAGACUGCAAGGCUUUCCUGAUUAUUAUAAACUUAUUGGCCCAAUUAAAGAAAGAUACAUCCAAGUGGGGAAUGCAGUGGCUGUUCCUGUUGCGCGAGCCUUGGGAUAUGGAUUGGCUUCGGCACUAAGAGGAACUUGUGGUGAAGACCCUUUAUUUACCUUGCCCGCGGGCUACCCUAAGAAUAUGAAUCCUCCUUCUCCUGCUUCUGAUGAGGAUAGUGUUUGAUUGUUGUAUUAUUAGUUUAUAUGUGAACCAUUAAUCCAAAAAUGGUGGUUCACCAUUGUUUAUUUGACGAUUUAUCUAAGUCAUGUAACGAAAUUCAAAUCAAACUAUUAUCCUAAUUAUUUGGGAUUUA
This is a messenger RNA of Ilex paraguariensis (yerba mate), 712 nucleotides long. The record is from the annotation of a GenBank genome assembly. NCBI's taxonomy places the organism in Eukaryota, Viridiplantae, Streptophyta, Magnoliopsida, Aquifoliales, Aquifoliaceae.